This is a messenger RNA of Opisthorchis viverrini, 708 nucleotides long. RefSeq lists its product as hypothetical. The coding region runs from base 1 to 708 and encodes 235 amino acids. The transcript is spliced from 4 exons. NCBI's taxonomy places the organism in Eukaryota, Metazoa, Platyhelminthes, Trematoda, Opisthorchiida, Opisthorchiidae. The record is from RefSeq and is a predicted model, not a curated record.
AUGACAUGCCUGAACGCUGGUCACAUUCGGUCGUGCUUCUGUGGUGUGCCUGAACACUCAUCAGCUUUUGCUAAAUUGAUUGAAGUAUUGACUGGCCAGGAUGCUUGCUGGCUUUCCAAUGGAGAUUUUGGUGGGGUUCUAGGGUCUCAUCCACAUAUUCGCGUUUCGCUGUUAUUCGAGCUCAUCGGCAGUGCACGGUUUGAAAUCCGGACAUCUGACAUGCGGGGCGAGGGUGAUACUGCUACUCCACCAACGCAAGUUGGACGCGUACGAACCUUCUCGUCCGAACAGGCGAUGAUUGGGGGGAAGCACUGGACUCGAGUUUCGCUCUUAUUCGAGCUCAUAGGCAGUGCAUAUCCCAUGGCCAUGCCGGGAUUCGAACCCCGGACAUCUGACAUGCGAGGUGAGCGUGUUACCACUACUCCACCAACGCACGUUGGACGCAUACGAAUUUUCACGUUCGAACAGGAGAUGAGCAAUGCGAAUGGUUUGCCGGACCACCCGACAGUUACUGGGUCGUCGUUCGAUGAGUCGGGCACACCAAUCACAUUGAUCAAGUGUGAACACGUUCGCCUGUUCAGACGUGAUAAUUCAGAUGCAUCCAACGUGCGUUGGUGGAAUAGUGGUUACACGCUCGCCUCGCACGACAGAUGUCCUGGGUUCGAAUCCCGUCACGGCCAUUGGAUAUGCACUGCUGAUAAACUCUAA